Molecule: messenger RNA, 2329 nt
Organism: Durio zibethinus
Lineage: Eukaryota; Viridiplantae; Streptophyta; Magnoliopsida; Malvales; Malvaceae
Source: RefSeq, a predicted model, not a curated record
AUGAUGGGUUUCGUAUGACAAAAUGGGUGGAAAAAAAGCAUCCAAAUAAAAUGCAUUUGAUGCUAAAAUGAAAAUUAUUUACAUAAUUAAGUUUUAUGCAAUAUAAACCCUGAUUUUGUUUUUUAAAUUCUAAUUAAGAAACUACCCAGUUUGACUACAGAGAGAGCUAUAGGCUAUAGCCUGAUUCCGGAUAAGGAAAGUUGGCGAUAUCAAUGGAAAAACAGAGCUAUGGGGAGAUUCAUGACUGCGUGAUCAAGCAGCUGCAGAGAAUCAAUCCUCAAAGAAGAAAAGACAAAGUUUACAUUGGUUGUGGAGCUGGGUUUGGUGGUGACCGGCCAAUGGCAGCUCUGAAGUUGCUUAAAAGAGUCAAAGAGCUGAAUUAUAUUGUUCUUGAAUGUUUAGCAGAACGUACCCUUGCUGAGCGGUACCAGGCUAUGGUGUCUGGUGGUGAUGGCUAUGAUUCUAAUAUUUCAGAAUGGAUGUCUUUGUUACUACCUUUGGCUGUGGAGAGGGGAACUUGUGUAAUUACCAACAUGGGUGCAAUGGAUCCGCUUGGUGCUCAAGAGAAGGUUUUAGAAAUAGCCAGCAGCCUUGGGCUUUGUGUGUCUGUUGCUGUGGCUCAUGAGGUCUUUGUUAAUGAGUCAGGUAUGCCUGGCCAGUUGGCUUCUUCUAAAGUGUAUGAGAAAUUUGCUGGCUCGGUAUCAUUGCCUGAGAAGCCGGUUAGCAUGGAAGGUGGUAUUAGCACAUAUCUAGGAGCAGCUCCAAUAGUUGCAUGUCUGGAGAGAUACCAACCAAAUGUUAUAAUUACUUCAAGGGUUGCUGAUGCUGCACUAUUCUUAGCACCAAUGGUUUAUGAACUGGGCUGGAAUUGGGAUGACUUGGAGCCAUUAGCACAGGGAUCUCUGGCUGGACACCUUCUAGAGUGUGGUUGUCAACUCACAGGGGGAUACUUCAUGCAUCCAGCGGACAAGUAUCGGAACUUGUUUUUCACACAUCUCCUGGAUCUAUCACUGCCAUAUGCUGAAAUUUCAUUCACUGGGAAAGUAUGUGUCAUGAAGGCAGAAGGUAGUGGCGGGGUUUUAAAUUUCAGUACUUGUGCUGAACAACUACUUUAUGAGGUUGGAGAUCCAAGUUCUUAUAUUACACCUGAUGUUAUAGUUGAUUUUCGGGGUGUCUCAUUCCAGCCGUUAUCUAGCUCUAAAAUUCUCUGUAUUGGUGCAAAGCCUUCUGCUCAUCCUGUACCUGAUAAACUUUUGCAGUUGGUUCCAAAGGAGUGUGGAUGGAAAGGAUGGGGUGAGAUAUCAUAUGGAGGAUAUGAAUGUGUUAAACGUGCUAAAGCUGCUGAAUUUCUUGUUAAAUCAUGGAUGGAAGAGGCAUUUCCCGAUGUCAGUUGUGGUGUUCUUUCUUAUAUAAUUGGACUUGAUAGCUUGAAAGCUACCAGCAUUGAUAACUAUCCAUUAACAUGGAGGGCUAACGAAGAUAUUCGGCUACGCAUGGAUGGACUAUUUCAGGAGAAGAAACAUGCAGCACAGCUUGCCAAAGAGUUUACUGCAUUAUAUACAAAUGGACCAGCCGGUGGUGGUGGUAUCAGCACUGGGCUCAAAAAGGAGAUUGUUCUUGAAAAGCAAUUGAUUGGACGUGAACAUAUUUUCUGGCGGGUAGGGGCAAAGCGAACAAAAGUUGGCGAAUCAAAAUGUCAGAAACAUGUCGUUGAAGAUGUUAUGAAGGCAAAUGUUCUGCAUGAACCCGCAUUGCCACCAUUUCCACAGGAAGAUAUGCACAAUUCUUGCCUAGAUGGUUCAGUUGCAGAAAUUGGCCUUUCUGCUGCUCCCUGUGGGCAAAAGAUUCCACUUUAUAGUAUAGCCCACAGUAGGGCUGGAGACAAAGGAAAUGACUUGAAUUUCUCCAUCAUCCCACACUUCCCGCUGGAUAUUGAGAAGCUGAAGCUUAUCAUAACACCCGAGUGGGUAAUGGGUGUAAUCUCGGUCCUUUUGGAUGCAUCCCCAAAAGCCAUUGAUGAUACAGAGAAACAGGUCGAUGAACAUGUCAAGGUGGAAAUAUAUGAAGUCAAGGGAAUCCAUUCUUUAAAUGUUGUGGUUCGAAACAUUCUAGAUGGUGGUGUCAAUUGCUCUCGCAGGAUUGAUCGGCAUGGAAAGACCAUCUCGGAUCUUAUAUUGUGUCAGCAUGUGGUGUUAGCUCCAUAAUUUUCAGUGUUUAAUUACAAUUAAACCUUAAACCCCGGCAGGAACAAUAAGCAGAUAUAGUUGUUUCAAUUUAAUGCCAUGAACAAAAAGCUAAUUUUAUUAUUAAUUUAGUCAUCAAAGUUCAA